This is a messenger RNA of Cylicocyclus nassatus, 1667 nucleotides long. NCBI's taxonomy places the organism in Eukaryota, Metazoa, Nematoda, Chromadorea, Rhabditida, Strongylidae. The record is from the annotation of a GenBank genome assembly.
AUGGCUUCUAUGCAAGCUGACGUUGAACAUUGUAAAAAGAACCAAAAUCCCAUGAGGAAGGAAAUCGAGGAAAGAAGAAAAUUGCAAGGGAACAAAAAUCCGGACCCUGUCUGCGAGGCUCUACGCAAACUCAAAAUCAGCCUCAGUCAAAUACCUAUCGGGGUCAAUGCAACUCCUAAUAUUCAAACUAUCAAUGUAACUUUUGAUGCAACGACUUACGGACUCAAGGGUUCGAAUGCUGACAAGGACUUUGUUUCCUUUUGCGCGUCCUCCACUGAUCAAGGCAAAAUGGAUCUCUGGCGUGCGCCACGAAUUAUGAAUCGCAUGAUGAACGAAAUGUUGAGAGAGUUUGAUCGGUUUGAUCGUCCAAUUUAUCCAUAUUGGAGAGAAGCUGAUCAUUCAGUACUACAUGUUGCGAACGAAACCCAGCAGGUAGUCGACGAUGACACAAGGUUCGCUGUAUCCCUCGAUGUCUCACAGUUUCGUCCUGAGGAGUUAAAUGUGCAUUUGGAUGGACGAGAACUUACUGUGGAAGGGAAGCAAGAGCACAGGGGCGAUAACAGUUACUUGCAGAGGUCCUUCAUUCGAAAAUGGACGCUUCCAGAAAGUGUAAACCUAGAAGCAGUUCGGACUGAGCUUAGUGACAGAGGUUUGCCUGAAAGUUGUCAGGAAGCAGAUAACUUUGAAGAUGUUCAGCGCAUAAGACCACAAUCAGCAUGCAUGUAUAUUUGGAACAGAAUACUAAAUACGAGCUUAGUGCUUUUUGAGGAAGCAGCAAAAUCGAAGAAGAUGUCAUACUGGCAUAUGCAUCAACUGAUGGACCGCAUUAUGGAUGACUAUAUGAGAGCCGUGGGAACAAGGGAUGACCGGGGAAUUGUUCCAUAUUGGCCGAACGUGGGACGUAGUAUACUCGAAGAUGCUAACCAAGCGCAUCAGGUUGUUAACGAUGAUGAGAAAUUUGCCGUUUCGAUCGAUGUAUCGCAAUUUAAACCCGAGGAGCUGAAGGUGAAUUUACGUGAAAGAGUUGUAACUGUUGAAGGCAAGCAGGAAUGCAAAGACGAACAUAGUUUUAUGGCUAGAUCCUUUGUACGCUCAUGGACAUUGCCUGACGAUGUAAAUGUGGAGGAGCUGCAUAGUGAACUUAACGAUCGCGGCCAGCUCAUUAUCGAAGCUCCGAAAAAUGAAUCUACUUCUGAAAGAAAAGACAUUCCAAUUACGCGCAGUCGUAGCCGACGCAGAAAUGGUUUGCGUGAUUCAUCAUUGAUGCAUGGUGCAGCACUAUUGACUAUCGAAAUGUGUCUAUGUAUCACUGCUGCAGCAUGCCACUACGACUCUAGUGGUUUUAGUGAAGGAUUUGUCAGUGAGAUUCCGGAAGACAUUGUAAAGCGUGCCGAAGACUUUUUCAGUAUAAAACUGGCCAGCGACGAUAUUAUAGUAAAAAUGGACGUUCACGAAAGAAAGGGUAUAAAGGAAUAUUUAUUGGUGGGACUGGUGAAGAUUGAUGCACUACACGUAGCACAAUUUGAACAAGAGGAAAAUAGAUAUGAAGGGAAAAGGACCGAAUUGGCGACGAUGCUCAGUAAGAUCAUUGACUGCACAGCAGAUGGUCCCCUUCCAAAGCUCGAACAUUUAUUACGUUUCAUUCAUUAGCUUUUAUUAUCUCAUUU